ACAAAAGCAAAUGUCGGAUGAUGUUCGGUCACUUUCAUUUUCAUGAUUUUAAGGUGUAAACCUCGAGGAAAACUUUCUCUCUAAGGUCCCUGGUGUAAAACCAUGGCGUCACAAGGUGUUUCACCCUUGACCCGCAGUUGGAGCUAUGAGCUUAUUCCACCAGACAUGUCUGAGCUGAGGGUGGCUCUUCUGGGGAACUGCUGGACACAGAGAUGUUUGGUGGAGAGUUUCUUAGUCAGAAAAGACACGUUCAACUUUAGGACAGAGUCACAAUACUCAACAAAAGUCAGUGCUCCAGUGGGAGACAAAAAACUAACAGUCAUCAACACACCAGACCUUCUCCACCCUGACUUCACUGAAGAGGAGCUGAAAGACAAGAUAGAAGAGUUUGCAGAUGCCUCAGAGCCUGGGCCCCAUGUGCUCCUGCUGGUCCUUCAACCUGAAGACUUCACCUCACAGCAGCAGCAGAGGCUCCAGAAAGUGUUAGAGAUGUUCAGUGAAAACUCGUUUGAUCAUUCAAUGGUGCUGAUCUCCACAGACAGAGAAGAAAGUCUAAAUGUCACGUACACAAAGAACUCACCCUUAGGAAUAAUUGUCAGGAAAUGCAGAUAUAGAUUUAUGUGGAUGAAGAACUUUACUGAAGAAGAAGAAGAAGUUAAGAACUUUAAAUUUGCAGAGUUGUUAUCACGACUGGGUCAGAUUGUCAAAGAAAAUCAGGGCCAUAACUUGUCUUAUGAAGUAUUUGAAGAUCCUUCUGCUGCUCCUCACACCAGGGACCAGGAGGCAACAGGCAGCAUCAUGGCAGAGGUUCAGAAAGCUGAUUUAGAACUUCGUAUUCUCUUGUUUGGAAAAAGUGACGACAAAAAGAAAGUUUUAAGUCAGUUUAUCACCAAUAAGAAGAGCAGCCAAAAAGUGGAGCAUGGGGAAUGGAGAGGAAUAUCUCUCACAGUGGUGAAAACUGCAGACCUCUUCAAUAUGUCUGUGGAAAAGCAGAAAAAAGAACUGAAGAAAUGUGUGUCCAUGUGUCAUCCAGGACCAAACGUUCUCCUGCUGCUGGUGAAGCCCUCUGAUUUCACUGAAGACGACAGACAAACACUCAAGUUCAUCCUGACAAUGUUGGGUCCAGAUGCUUUUAAACACUCCAUUCUCGUCUUAACACACACAGAACAUAUGACUGUGGCUGCUAAUGCACUUCUUCAGGAUUGUGAGUUAAGAUUCUAUAUAAUGCAAGACAAAAACCACCAUAGUUUGAUGAAGGUUAUUGAGAUCAUGGUCCAAACUAACAGAGGAUCUUCUGUCACUGUUACUGAGGGCUUCUCUACAGAAAUAAAAACGACACUAAAUGUGGUUCUUUGUGGGAGGAAAGGAGCAGGGAAAACUUCUGCAGCAGAUGUCAUGUUAGGACAGAGAACCUCUGGAGAGAGGAGCUCAUCUGAGAGCAUCAAACGUCAGAGGGAGCUGCCUGGACUGUGUCUGUCCAUAGUGGAGAUGCCGUCUCUCUGUGGUAGUUCUGCUCAGACAGUGAGGGAGCAGUUCUAUAACAGUAUUUCUCUGUGUGACCCUGAUGGUGUCCACGCCUUUGUCCUGGUGUUACCUUUGAAUCCUCUCACUGAUGAAGACAAGGCUGAGUUUAAGAUACUUCAGGAGGUUCUGGGUCCUCGUGUUGAUGCCUUCACCCUGGUUCUGUUCACUGUGGAGUCAGAUCCUUCAGCUCCAGUUUACUCUGACUUUGUGAGUCAGAACAAAGACCUGAAGGAGCUGUGUCAAAGCUGUGGUGGAAGAUAUUUCAUCUUCAACAUAAAAGACCAGAAGCAAGUCCCUCAAAUCUUAAAAGAACUACAAACUUCAACAAAGAACAGAAAUGUUCCUCAAAGUUACACCAGACAAAUGUUUGUGCAGACACAAAUAGAGAAGAUCUCAGCUCUACAGAGCAGCUCCUCUUCAACAGACACAAGACCAGUCACUGGGGACACACAGCGUGCAGAGACUCUGAGGAUUGUGCUGAUUGGAAAGACGGGCAGUGGAAAGAGCAGUUCUGGAAACACCAUCCUGGGACGAGAAGAGUUCAAAUAUGACUUGAGCCAAACAUCUGUGACCAAACUGUGUCAGAAGGCACAUGGGGAGGUGGACGGUCGUCGUGUGGAGGUGGUGGACACUCCCGGUCUGUUCGACAGCACCAUGUCUAAUCAUGAGGUGAUGAUGGAAAUGCUCAAAUGCAUCAGUCUCCUGGCACCAGGACCACACAUCUUUCUGUUGGUGCUGCAAAUCGGAAGAUUCACACCUGAAGAGAAAGAAACUCUGAAUCUGAUCAAGAAAGGAUUUGGAAAAGAUGCUGAAAAGUUCACCUUAAUUCUGUUCACACGUGGAGAUGAUCUGAAAAAAUUUGGACUUUCAUUUGAAGGCUAUAUUCAACGUAAAUGUGAAGAUUCUUGUAAGAAGCUGUUAUCUGACUGUGGGAACAGGUGCCAUGUAUUUAAUAAUUGGGAAGAAAACACAGAAAAACCAUCAGCCCAAGUGAAGGACCUGAUAAAGAAGAUUGAUGAUGUGGUGAGAGUUAACGGUGGAGGCUGCUACACAAGUGAGAUGCUCCAGGAGGCUGAGGAGGCCAUUCAGAAAGAAACACAGAGGUUAUUACAGGAAAAGGAAGAAGAGAUGAAAAGAAAGAUGGAAGAAAUGGAGCAAAAACAUGAACAGGAAAUGCAAGAGAUUAAACUAAGAAUGGAAGAACAAUCAAAAGAAAUUGAGAGAGAACGUGAAGCGAGAGACAAAGAACUCAAAGAGCUGGAGGCAAAUAUAAAAAGGGAACGUACUCUGAGAACAGAAGAGCAGAACCAGAGAGAAGAAGAAGACCGUCAGAGGGAAGAGCAGGACAGAGUUAGGAGACAGGAGUAUGAACAGAAUCUUCAAGAGUUAGAGAGGAAAAUUAAAAUGGAAUCAAAAGAAAACUUUGACAAAGAACUGCAACAGAGUAAAGACAAAAUGGAACAAGAACGAGAGGCCUGGGAGGAAGAGAGGACACAAUGGUGGGACAAUCGAUACAAGCAGGAUGAAAUAAGACGACAGGAGGAGCAAGCAAGACUGGAGAAACUAGAACAAGAAUACAAGGACAAACUGGAAAUGUACAGAAUUAAGAAAGAAGAAGAAGAUCAAAACAGACGUGAGCAAGAGGAGAAGCAGAGGAAGGAGCUACAGGAAAGACAUGAGAGACAAAUGGAGGAGCUGAAGAAGACGUACGAGGAAGAGGCUCGCAAGAAGGCCGAAGAGUUCAACGACUUUAAACACAAGAAGGAGAUCGACUUUGCAGCUCAGUUUGACAAACACUUACAGGAAGUUACUGUUCUCAAGGAGCAGAUUCAACAAGAGAAAGAAGAAUAUAGAAGCUUACAAAACCUUACUUCACACAAGGAGACAAGUCUGAAAAGUGAAAUAGAGGAUCUGCACAAGCAACAUAAGGAUCAGAUGAUUGACCUGGCCAUCGUGGUUUUAAGUAAAGAGAAGAAAAACAGCAAUGAAUUUAGAGAAAUCCAGAAACGUCACAAACUGGAACAAAUGAAAUGUGAAGAGAACAAACGAAAAAUGUUUGAACUGAAGCAAAAUGAAGAAAUUGAGAAGUUACUGACAAAACAACAGCGAGAGAUGAGAAAUCUGGAGAAAGAUACCAUGAAAGAAGAUCUCCCAAAAAGAAAGAAGAAGCUGUCUGAUGAACAUGAUGAACAACUUUGUCAGCUUAAGUCUGCCUUGUGCAGCCAACAAAAACAAGAGCUGAAGGAAAGACUGGAGGAACUAGAGCAAAAGCAUCAAGAAGAAAUGGAAGACUUUACGCAGAAGCUCUUAAGAAAACACAAAGAGGAGCAGAAUAAACUAAUCACAGAGUUGGAGAAAAAACAGAAGCAGGAGAUGGAGAAGUUGAUGAAGAAAUUUGGAGGCAAAGAGUUUGCAAUGGAAGUGGAGCAGCUGCGGAUGAAACACCAACAGGAAAUGAAUAACAUAAAGAAUAAGAUGUUACCUGAGGAAGGAUGGUGUUCCAUUUUAUAAUGUGAUUGAUUAGGUCAUGUAUUAUUAUUACUUCAUUAGCCAUGCACUUAUCUUGCAUUGUUACUGCGUUGUUAAAACGCUUUAAUAGACUGUUACAAACACUUUACAUAAAACUAUGACCAAAGGGGUUUAGACUGAAGUGAAAUAACUUAUGAAUGCCGAACUCUGUUUACAAAUGAUGAUGCCAAGAAUCCAGCUGUCAGCAAACAACAAGCAACAACUUGGCUAUAGCACAGAGAAAAACGAUAUAUAUACAAUGAUAAUAAUAACAGCACUCACUGUUCCUACACCAAAGGAAAAAAAUACUUUAGUUGGCAUUACUGUAAUAACUAUAGAGCAGUGGUCCCCAACCUUUUUUGCGUCACAGACCGGUUUUAUAUCCGACAAUAUUUCGAGGACUUGGGCAGGGGGGGUCUUUUCUGGACAAUAUUUUCACAGACCGGCGGCGUAUAGGAGGAGGCGCAGUGGAAGACACGUUUUACAGGAGAAGGCACGGUCCAUCCGGCAUGGAUUAGUCCAGGUUAAAUCCUGUUUUAGUCCAGGUUUUAGACCGGUUUAGACCUGAUUUUUAGACUUGGUUUAGUCCUGGUUUUAGUUCUGGUUUAGAGAUGCAGGAAACACAGGAGGAGGCGCAGUCCACAUGAUGUACGCCAGAAGACCCAGGCCACGCGGUGCAAGGGUGGAGGCACGGUCCGCGCAGUGCAUGGGAGGGGGGGUUUGCGCAUUUGCAACCCGGUACCAAACGACCCACCGACCUGGUACCGGUUCACAGCUCAGGGGUUGCGGACCCUUGCUAUAGGGAAUAUUGGCACAGUGGGUUCAGACCUCACCCAGUUUUACUUUAAAUACUGUAAAUCUUGCCCAUUUGGUGGUGUCAUACAACAUUCACUGCACAAGGGGCUACACCUCAUGUGUAACUUUUUGAGUUUGUAAAUGUUAUUCCUUCCUCAUAAACAUACCCAGAGUUGCCUUAUGGCUUUGUUCUCAAUUUAAGUUGUCCUGUUUGCUUGGUCCUCUCGCUUUCUCUCUCAAAAAUCUCUCAGGUUUCUCCUAUGCAGUUUAUAAGUCCAUAAACUAUUACCGAACAUACCAUCCAUUUUCUCCCACUUAUCAGGGGCCGGGUUGCGGGGGCAUUAGUCUAAGCAGGGACUCCCAGACUUCCUUCACCCCAGACACUUCCUCCAGCUCCUCCAGGGGGGGCACCGAGGCGUUCCCAGGCGAGGGUAGGAACGAAAACUAACCCGUGAAAUUGAGUUCACCGGAGGGAGCUGAGCUGUUACCGAACUCACAAAUAACUCACAAUACAAAUAAUGCACAAUAUGUAAACUUGAUAUGUAACGAUUUGAUAUGUGUAUCUUUUAGGGAGAAAAAAAAAACAAUUGGGGUUGCACAUUUACAAAAAUAUGACACAUUGCAUUUAUUCUUUCCAUAUAAAAUCUCACCGAGGACGCACUCCAAGAUCUGGUUCAACAAGCCAGUAAAUGAGAAAACGUCCUAAAAUUUAUGCCAAGUGCUUUAUUUUAUUCAGAUUUGACAUUGUUUCGACAAAAAAAGCUAUUUUAAUAAUUGUUAUAAUGUACGUAUGUAUGUAUGUAUGCAUGUAUGU
Boleophthalmus pectinirostris (great blue-spotted mudskipper) is the source of this 5641-nucleotide messenger RNA. RefSeq lists its product as uncharacterized. Lineage: Eukaryota; Metazoa; Chordata; Actinopteri; Gobiiformes; Gobiidae. Gene Ontology annotation, molecular function: GTP binding. The record is from RefSeq and is a predicted model, not a curated record.